AUGUGGUCAGUGGAACAGGAGUUCCUGGAUAGAAAAGUGAAUCUGCAGUGGCCACUGAAAUGUUUAUUAACCCCCUUCCCCCCGAGUUCAGUGGUGCCUUCGACCCCGGCUAGCGGGCUGGCUGUGGGUGGAGGCUAUCGCUCAGGCUGGGUUCUGGCGACGGUGAUGAGCAAUGGGCUCUGGAGUUCUGCUUUCCGAAAGGAGAUCGGCCGGAUCGCUGAGGAAGAGCUGAUGUGUUGCUCGCCCUUAAACGCUCCUCAUUGUGAACACGCCUUCUGCAAUGCCUGCAUCACCCAGUGGUUCUCCCAGCAGCAGACCUGCCCCGUGGACCGCAGCGUAGUCACUGUGGCCCACCUCCGCCCCGUGCCCCGGAUCAUGCGGAACAUGCUCUCCAAGCUGCAGAUCACCUGCGACAACGCGGUUUUUGGCUGCACGGCGGUCGUGCGACUCGACAACCUGAUGUCUCACCUCAAUGACUGUGAGCAUAAUCCAAAGCGGCCGGUGACGUGCGAGCAAGGAUGCGGCUUGGAAAUGCCCAAAGACGAGCUGCCGACUCACAACUGCAUCAAGCACUUAAGGUCGGUGGUGCAGCAACAGCAGACGAGAAUUGCUGAGCUGGAGAAGACUUCAGCGGAGCACAAGCAUCAGCUAGCCGAGCAGAAACGGGACAUCCAGCUGCUGAAGGCCUACAUGCGAGCCAUCCGCAGCGUCAACCCCAACCUGCAGAACCUGGAAGAGACCAUUGAAUACAAUGAAAUCCUAGAGUGGGUGAACUCCUUGCAGCCUGCCCGGGUGACGCGAUGGGGCGGGAUGAUCUCCACACCGGACGCCGUCCUCCAGGCGGUCAUCAAGCGCUCACUGAUGGAAAGCGGGUGCCCCACGUCCAUCAUCAACGAGCUGAUCGAGAACGCCCAUGAGCGGAACUGGCCGCAGGGCCUGGCCACCCUGGAAACCCGCCAGAUGAACCGGCGCUAUUAUGAGAACUACGUGGCCAAGCGCAUCCCCGGCAAGCAGGCCGUGGUGGUGAUGGCCUGCGAGAACCAGCACAUGGGGGAGGACAUGGUGCUCGAGCCGGGGCUGCGGGAUUCCCCCCCCGCCCGCAGGGCCUCCCCCCGGGGCCCCUCUGCCCCCCCCACGGUCCCUCUUGGGCCCCACAUCCCCCCCCGUGCCCCAUAG
Molecule: messenger RNA, 1176 nt
Organism: Malaclemys terrapin pileata
Lineage: Eukaryota; Metazoa; Chordata; Testudines; Emydidae
Product: E3 ubiquitin-protein ligase NRDP1-like
Exons: 10
Coding region: 1-1176 (391 amino acids)
Biological process (GO): protein ubiquitination
Molecular function (GO): ubiquitin protein ligase activity
Source: RefSeq, a predicted model, not a curated record